Hibiscus syriacus is the source of this 500-nucleotide messenger RNA. RefSeq lists its product as uncharacterized. Lineage: Eukaryota; Viridiplantae; Streptophyta; Magnoliopsida; Malvales; Malvaceae. The record is from RefSeq and is a predicted model, not a curated record. The coding region runs from base 16 to 444 and encodes 142 amino acids. The transcript has 4 exons.
UUGUUGGGAACAGAGAUGGCACCCCGAUCGUUGCUCAGCCUCUGGGAAUUCAAAGUUCGUGGAGAACCAAGAAAAAAUUCCAGGCUAUUCAACAAGCUUAUUCUGGUUAAUUUUCUGUCUGACGCAAAUAAGAGGUUCUUGUACGAUGUUGGAGCUUAUGACAGUGAUGAUGACGAAAAUGGCAUGGGAGACUUCUUGAACGAAAUGGCAGUGAUGAUGAGCCAACAAAAUCUGAUGAAAAUGCGGAGGAAAGCUUUGAGGAAUUACAGGAACUGUUUGAAGAGAUGUUCCAAGUGGACAUUGAUUCAUUCGGGUCGUAUGGUCAGCAGACUGCGUCUAGUCCUUCUUCAUCUCCGUUCUCAUCUAUCGGUGAAAGUUCUGGCUCCAACAAGCAGAAAUCUGCGAUAUGAGUUCCAGCGGGAUGAUGCGGGAGAGUAUAUCUAGCUUUGAUGCACAAUUCCACGGCUUCUGUCUGGGGUAAGUUAAAUGCUAGGAACAUU